Molecule: messenger RNA, 628 nt
Organism: Cimex lectularius (bed bug)
Lineage: Eukaryota; Metazoa; Arthropoda; Insecta; Hemiptera; Cimicidae
Product: single-pass membrane and coiled-coil domain-containing protein 4 homolog
Exons: 2
Coding region: 195-377 (60 amino acids)
Source: RefSeq, a predicted model, not a curated record
GGUGGCUAUCGGUUGUUUGGUACGUGGCAGGUUUCCCAUCACCUUGUACAUCACCAAGCUAGAAGUUGGCAGGAAAGCUCCAAACACUCGACACAAGGGAAAAGUCUUAUUUUUAAAAAUCAUUUACAUAUGUACAUUAAAAAAGUAGAAAUCUCAUAAUUUUGCUUGAGGUUCAAUAAGAGUUUUGAAAAAAGAUGAGACAGCUUAAAGGCAAGGUAAAGGAGACGAAUAAACAGAAGAAGGAACGUAAAAAGGAAUUCAUUGAAAAUAAAAAGAAAGUAUUUACGAUAGCACUGCCAACAUUAGGAGCCGUUUUUCUGUUCAUUGGUGUAUAUAUUUACCUUAAAACGCGGCCAAAAACAAUGGAGGAUUAUUAAAACAUACGAAACCCAGGCACUGAGAAGAUUAAGUUUAUAAAAAAAAUUUUCUUGUUUUCUAUCAAGUUUUUGUGUGUCAUUUUAACAGAUUUUUACUACUUGAUGAACAUUUGUACUCAUAAUGAAAGUUGAUAUUAAAUUUUAAAAAAUAAGAAGAAAAAGUAAUGUGAUAGUAGGAAAAUAAGUUUGGCACAUAUAUGUUUGUCUGGAUGAAGGAUUUAUUUUCUGUAUGAAAAAAUUGCUUCCAGUUG